AUGUCAUUGUUAGGGAAGUCUACUGCAGGAGCUUCGUUUCUUGUCGUAGGUCAAAUAGUGACGAAAUUGUUCACGUUCCUUCUUAAUCAACUGCUUAUACGGUACAUUUCGCCUCAAGUAUUUGGGGUUUCAUCAUACCUUGAAUUUUUAUUGACUACAGCUUUAUUUUUUAGUAGAGAAGCAGUAAGAUUAUCUAUACAGCGUACAGAAUCUACUACUGGUGAUAAAGAGAAUAGUGAAAGUAAUAAUGAGAAAUCAGGGAAAGAUAAGUUGAAGUAUCUCGAUAUUUCUUCUAUAGAUGGAACUUACCAGAGUAUCAUCAAUUUUGGAUAUGUGGCAGUAUUGGUAGGUGUACCUCUUUCAUUGUCGAUAUUCUACUGGCAGUUACAGACAUCCCAUGUCUUGCAAGAAACGUUGUUGCCACUUCAGCACUCUGCCAAGACUCUAGCCCUAGUGGCACUCCUGGUUUUAUUAGAGCUUACCGUGGAACCACUCUAUGUUUUAAAUCAGUUUCAACUUGACUUUAAGAAGCGUACAAAGUUUGAAAGUAUUGGUGUAGUCUCACGAUGUUUGCUUACAUUUUUCGUUGUAAUGUUAAGUAAGGGAAAAUCCAACGAUGAUGGUCUCGCCGUAUUUGCCUUUGCUGUGGGCCAAUUUGCUUACUCUUUCAUGAUUUUUAGCUUGUAUCAUCUUGAUUUCUAUAACAGAACUCAGCACCAUUAUUCAUUAUUACCUCAGAAACUAUAUCUGAUGAAUUCAAAGACUUUAUUCUACUUCAACCCUAAAGUUUGGAACAUUUGGAAAAAUAUUUUUGUUCAAAUGCUCUUCAAGCAGGCCCUCACUGAAGGUGAUAAACUUUUAAUUAAUUACCUCUGCACAGUUGAAGAACAAGGGGUUUAUUCUGUUGUUACAAAUUAUGGCUCAUUAGUAGCUAGACUAUUGUUCCAACCAAUCGAAGAAUCUCUUCGGUUAUAUCUCACACGAAUUCUUGCAACUAAAGGAAAUAGAUUGGAGCAUGUUCAAAUAGCCCAACAAGUACUUCUGUACUUGUGUAUUUUCUACAUUAAUUUGUCUUUAUUAAUUGCACUCGCUGGAUAUGCCAACGCAACGUUCCUUCUAAGAAUUCUUUUAGGGGGACGUGCUAGUGCUAAGUGGAGUUCUACUGAUCUUUUUACAGUCUUUCCUCAGUAUGUUCUCUAUAUUCCAUUUCUUGCUUUCAAUGGAAUUUUUGAGCUGUUUUUCAACAGUGUGGCUACAAAGGAGAACAUCGCAAAGCAUUCAAUAUUUAUGUCCAUACUGACAGUUGUGUAUCUUUUAGCUCUGUUCAUUUUCAUCGACUACUAUAAAUUGGGCCUUUCUGGACUUAUUCUUGCCAACGUUGCCAAUAUGUUCAUAAGAAUUAUUUAUUGCGGUAAGUUCAUACAAUCAUACUUCACUAACGAAAUUGGCAUCCAUGCUAUAAAUUUAAGAAGAUCACUUCUGAAAUUAUAUGUCCCAAUCACCCUUGGAUUAAGUAUAGAAUUUCUUCAAUACCACCUUCUCGAUAAAAAUUUGAUUGUUCUGACGUAUAAAGGGUUCUUUAUUAGUGUUACUUUGUGCGUUAUGUAUCUACUUGGAGCCUUGUUAGUGGAAAGGAAACUUAUAACUGAUACAAUCCAACAGUUUACUAAAAAAUCAAAAACUAAAUAA
Messenger RNA from [Candida] anglica, 1689 nucleotides. The record is from the annotation of a GenBank genome assembly. Lineage: Eukaryota; Fungi; Ascomycota; Pichiomycetes; Serinales; Debaryomycetaceae.